Messenger RNA from Adelges cooleyi (spruce gall adelgid), 932 nucleotides. RefSeq names its product gustatory and odorant receptor 63a-like. The transcript is spliced from 5 exons. The coding region runs from base 57 to 932 and encodes 291 amino acids. The record is from RefSeq and is a predicted model, not a curated record. NCBI's taxonomy places the organism in Eukaryota, Metazoa, Arthropoda, Insecta, Hemiptera, Adelgidae.
AUUGCAACGGAGAUGGACGCGGUUUCAGAAUUUGUUUUUGGAAAGGGCCAUCGAUUAUGACUAUCAUGAUGAAUAGACAAUUAUAUUUUUUAGAAACCUUAAGUGUACUCAACAAAAAAUGUCUUUCGUGGUCAACAGUUUAUGUGGUUCUUCUGUGGUCGAUUGACUUUUACGCGAAUUUAACCGUUUUGUCAACAACACUGUUCGAAAAAAAAUCUAAAAGUCCGAUAAAUGCAUCCAGAUUCAACAAAGCUUUACUAGUUUUCGCCAAAUCCACGUUCUUUGCUGCUCCAUCACUAAUAGUGCCCGUUAUCAUGUGGUUUGAAACAUCUAAACUGGAAAUGUAUUUACAAGAAUGGGCUGAUUUCCAGAUUAGGUACAGCAAUUUGAUCGGUAAUUCCAGUAUUUCAAAGACUAUCAGAGUCCAAGUUAUACAACUUUUUCGAUCUAUACUCAUAAUACUCAUCGCAUUUGGUACUACAUUGAUGUUAACAACUACCAAAACGAAUUUUCUGCAACUAUUUUGUACGAUGAAAAGCGUUUCGACAAUGGCUUAUAUCACAACAUUUUGGUUUGUUAGUACAAAAAUAAUUAUUGAAACUACUGAAGAGUUUAAAAAUAAAUUGCAAACGGACAUAAAAAAUCCCAUAUACGCUGCUACCAUAGAAGAAUAUCGCUUACUUUGGAUACAUAUGAGCAAGUUGAUUCGUGAAUCAGGAUAUGUUAUAUCGGGUACAAUGUCAUUUUGUAUAUUCUACACGACCAUAUUCGCCAUCCUAACAGUGUAUGUGUUGACCGUGUGGGGAAGUAAAUUGGUAGAACAAAAAGAUUAUACAACGUUAAUAUUGGCAUUUGCAGCUUGUAUUGUUAAUACAAUGUCACUUUACAUCUAUUGCAAUAGCGGUUACAAACAAACAAAAAAAGUUGAAUGA